UUUAGAUUUAUGAGGUGGGUGCAAUAAUAGAACCACAAUUUCCGAGGAGGCCGUGAAUGCUGCAGGAGGUUUCACUCGCUUUGUUGUUUUCGUGAUGGCUAGCUUAUGUUUGCACCGUUCAGCUAAGCUGAACUGAUUUGUAACACUCAUUCUUUCCUAUUUGUGUUAUAAUAUAUUAUCGUGACAUUUUUCUAACUCUAAGUCCAAGCUUCCAAACGAAUAUGACGUCUAAGAUAAAAGUUGGGAAAGUGGGCUCCAAGAAUAAGGAAGAUGCUCCCUACGAGUUGGAGAACCAGUUUGUCCUGCGGCUUCCUCAGGAGUACGCCUCAACAGUGAGAAGGAUUGCCCAGUCCGGCAGUAUGAACAUGAAGGACAGACUUACCAUUGAGUUGCACCCUGAUGGUCGUCAUGGGAUUGUGAGAGUAGAUCGCGUCCCUUUGGCCUGCAAGCUAGUGGAUCUACCAUGUAUGAUUGAGUCUCUGAAAACCGUGGACAAGAAGACAUUUUACAAAACGGCUGAUGUCUGCCAGAUGCUGGUAUGUACACUAGAUGGAGACCUCUACCCUCCUUUAGAAGAGCCAACUGGCACUGACCCUAAGAGCAAGAAGAAAGACAAAGACAAGGACAAGAAGUUUGUUUGGAACCAUGGCAUCACCUGCCCUCUGAAGAACACUCGCAAAAGAAGAUUUCGGAAGACUGCGAAAAAGAAGUACAUCGAGUCCCCUGAUGUGGAAAAGGAGGUGAAGAGAUUGCUGAGUACAGACGCUGAUGCUGUCAGUGUUCGGUGGGAAGUGAUAGCAGAAGAUGAAUCCAAGGAGGCAGACCAGCAUGGCUCUCUGUCCCACCUUGACUCGUCACCAGGCACCUCGGGGCACAAGAUGGGUCACGGUUCUUCCCAGCGUGACGAACUGAGAGAGAUCUUCAACGACAUCAGCAGCUCCAGUGAGGACGAGGAGGACGAAGGGGACCGGCACGAGGACGAGGACCUGAAUAUCAUGGACACAGAAGAUGAUCUAGUCCGACAGCUGCAAGACAAACUCAACGAGUCUGAUUCUGCACAGAAUGAAAGCGACAGAAACAACCAGAUAGUUAUGGAGUAUCAGGUUCAGAUCAACAGCGUCAAGAGCAAGCUGCAGGACACCCGUGCUCGGAAGAAACAGCAGGAGGAGCUCAUCAUGAAAGUGGAAAACCAGGCUCUCAAAAACCGUUUCCAAGCCCUGUUGAAUGAAAUCAUACAGCAGGAGGAGCGGGAGAUGGAGCAGCUGGCCUCACUGCAGGAGCAGCUGGACUCACUCAUCGAGAAGUGACCACCAGGGGGCAGCCUCACGUCAUCCUGAACCAGCCUCACUGCUCUGGAGGAAGAGGAAGAGAGAAGCUUUCAUCCGGGGAGGACGAAGUCUUCAUUAGCCGAAUUACUAAGUCAUUUUUUUUCAGUUGGUCGUUUCAUAUCAGAGGAUCCAACAUGCUGAUGUCUCUUCCAAGUCUCUGGUUGGCAGAGUUUAUUACUGUAUAAUUCAAGUGUUUGGUCGUCUUUGCUGUCACAUUUCUUUAACUAUGAACAAUAAACCACAGUGAUACAAGUA
Molecule: messenger RNA, 1583 nt
Organism: Betta splendens (Siamese fighting fish)
Lineage: Eukaryota; Metazoa; Chordata; Actinopteri; Anabantiformes; Osphronemidae
Gene: taf7
Product: TAF7 RNA polymerase II, TATA box binding protein (TBP)-associated factor
Exons: 12
Coding region: 222-1307 (361 amino acids)
Biological process (GO): transcription initiation at RNA polymerase II promoter; RNA polymerase II preinitiation complex assembly
Cellular component (GO): transcription factor TFIID complex
Molecular function (GO): RNA polymerase II general transcription initiation factor activity
Source: RefSeq, a predicted model, not a curated record